Doryrhamphus excisus (bluestripe pipefish) is the source of this 5162-nucleotide messenger RNA. It is a transcript of the gene shisal1b, whose product is annotated as shisa like 1b. The record is from RefSeq and is a predicted model, not a curated record. NCBI's taxonomy places the organism in Eukaryota, Metazoa, Chordata, Actinopteri, Syngnathiformes, Syngnathidae.
GCUCUCUCUCUCUCUUCCCUCCGUCAGCUCAUGUAUCGUUUCAUCUCGCUCAGCCUCUCGCUCGCUCUUAACACAGACUCACUGCCGCUGCGCUCUGACAGAUGGGGAGACACCACCGAGGAGGAGCACUCAGGGGCCAGAAGAGUCUGUCUUUCUUUUCUUCUCCACAUCCGGCUUCCUUUUCCUCAUGAGCAGCUCAUCAUCACCAUCAUCCCAGCCCCUGAGGAAGAUGAGGAGGCUCCGCGUGUGAGGAGAACCCGAGCGAGGGAAGAGGAGCAACAGGGUGGUGGAACGCGGACAAGAGGAGGUGCUCUGUUUCUUCAUGCGGGAGCAAGGGGUCCCGACUCCCGGUAGCAGCAGCAGGAGUCAUGUGAGAGGAGCUCUCAGCACGCAGAGGAUGAGCGGCUCAAGCUGAACAUUAUCUCCCCCUGUUCCCUACCUCCUGCACCCGUCCUCCUUUCCCACAUGACGGCCAGAAGAUGACUAUUACCAGUCGGCAGUCCUUGAAUGUCCUGACGGUCAUCUUCCUCCUUCUGUCCACUGCAGCGCUCUCGGCUCAUUACCGCGUGUGCGAGCCCUACUCCGACCACAAGGGGCGCUACCACUUCGGCUUCCACUGCCCCCGCCUGUCAGACAACAAGACCUACAUGUUCUGCUGCCACCACAACAACACCGCCUUCAAGUACUGCUGCAACGACACCGAGUUCCAGAUGGUCAUGCAGAUCAACCUCACCACCGCCACGGACGGAUAUUCACACAAUAAUUACACAGCCCUGGUGGGAGUGUGGAUCUACGGCUUCUUUGUCAUGGUCCUGCUGGCUCUGGACUUCCUCUACUACUCGGCCAUCAAUUAUGAGCUGUGUCGGGUCUACCUGGAGAAGUGGGGCCUCGGGGGCCGCUGGCUGAAGAAGGCUCGCAGCCAGUGGCAUCGGGCCAUGGACGACGAGAGCCAAGCGCAGGCCCAAGCUCAGCCCAUGAUGGCGGGCCAGUACCAGCCCCGACACAGCCUCAGAGGGGAGAGCCACAGCCCAACGCUGCUGCCCUACAACACGUCCACCGCAUGAAGCGUAGCAACCCACCGUUUCCUUCCAUGGUGCGGAGGAAACAUGGUAUCCACUUAGCCUGCCAGCCUGGAGUCUUUGGCAGGGACCCCCUGCUCCUCAGCAACACCCCCACACCCACCCGCCCUCUGAUGAGCACAAAGCGCCAACGGACAGACAGCAGAGGCUUUUAACAGGACACAGCCGAGCAGUGAGUGAGUGACACUGAAGCCAAGCCCCUAAAGGCUGUCAGGACACGGAAUGAAGCGGAGUGGAAGAUACCCAAACCCAAACCAAACCCAGACCCCUAAAACAACUGGAUGAACUUGCGGUAAAGUUGAGCAGGUUGUGAGAUGUUAAGCACUGUGUGAGUUUGUGUUGCGUAGCAGUUAGACACUUCUUCUGUAUUUGCUGGUUUAUUUAUGUGCGUGCUGGUUUGGGAAGGCGAGGAUGGUACGUUUGAUGCUGAGCAUCAAUCUCACAUAGACUAGACAAGCCUUUUCUUCCCCACGUCACCGACAGUCACAUGUUUGGAGUCCCCACACGAGUGCUUUCUCGAUAUCGUAAAGUGUCUUUGACGAGGACGCGCCGUUUUUUUUUGUUCCUGCUGUAGCUCAAAAAGCGUCUUAUUUGUUGUUUCUUCACGUGUGAUCCGUGCUUGUGUUUGUUGUACGGAGCCAAGUUAUUUCAGCCAGGAAGGAUCGGGGACGCCAUGACCAUUUGUGAGCGGCUGCCAUGGUAACCGUCAUUAGCAACCAUCCUCACGAGAAAGAGCACUUCCUCUAGCAAUACUGCAAUGCAUUGAUAUCACGAUCACGAUCAAAACAUCCUGUGACGGUAUCGUCCACCCCCCGCUUCAAUUUUGAAAUAAAAACAUUCCCCGUGUAACGUAUCAGCAAUAAUGUACAGUGAAGGAUGCCAAGGUGUCACAGUUGUAUUCAUACUGUCUGUUCUCGUGGGAGUUUAGUAGGAUAUUGUAGAAAAACACCCUUGUAAUUAGUGUUUUAUUCACUUUAUUAACUGGCUUUUUGAUGGCUUAGAUAGUUUGUGUUAAUGACGAUGACCGUAUCAUACUGCAUUUUAUUCAAUUCAUUUCAAAUUUGCAAGAUUAGCACCAUAGUAAGACUCAAAACGACCGUCAAAUGACCCGAGAGCAAAGAUUGUUCAUCAUCAUGGUUUAGGGGAAGGAUAAAAAUAAGCUUCAUUAAAAGAAAAAGAUAAGGUUGUUCACUUUCGGUACGAGUUCAAUCUAAAGUCUCACGAGAAGAAGGCGCAAACAUGGUUGAAUGUAAGUCAUGUAUGUAUCCAUGGGAAGCGUUGAUCACGAUGUUAUAUGCAAAUCUGCCAUCGCAAUCUAUGUGACAACGUAGACAACAAAGCACUAAAAUCGUAAGCGCUCACUUUGGCGUAUUUGCUUAAAUGAUAUGUUUUAUUUAUUGAUUCUUGGUACAUUUUAGGCCUUGAUAGCAAAGUGUAACUCGUACUAUGUUGAGAUGUACAGAGGAACCUUGCUUUUUGUUUUUAAAUGGUUUCAAAAGGUCCAACGAUAACCGAAAUGUACAAAAUCGAUUGAAAAGUGUAGGAAAUAAUGUAAAGCCAAUGAAUUUGUUUCAGAUAUUCCAUAGGGGAAAUAUUAUGAACAAAUUAGCUAUUUUGUUACAUCCAACAUUGUACAAAAAUCCAGAGUGUACCAAAACAUAGAUAGAUAGAUAGACUCCCUUUAUUGUCAUUGCACAAAAACACAGUAGUGAAAUUGCCAACGAAAUGUCGUUGCCUGGCUCCCAUAUAAUAACAGACACAAAAGAAGAUAAGUAAUAAUAAAUAAUAAUAAUAAUAAUAAUAAUGUGGAGAAUAAAUAGACACCAAAUAUGAACAACAUAAUGUAAAGUGCAGCGUGAACAGUAAAUUGCCCAAAUAAUUUAAAUAAUUAAAAUAAAUGAUAAUAAUGUAAGUAAGGUAGAGGGGCUUAUUUGGCAUUGAGCAGUCUGAUGGCCAGGGGGAAGUAGAGGUCAAGUUUUGGUCAAAUUGUCAUAGUCAAAUGAAGUAACAAUUGGGCUAGUUUCUUAUGCACGGCAUUGUGUGAGAAUUGAGACAAUGUACGAAAGCCUAGGCAAAAUUAGCCAAAAUGUAACAAGCAAAUGAACUAUUUUGUGACGCACAACAUUGUAUGAAGACUAAGGCAAAAUUUUGGCAAAAUGUUUUUUUGAAAAACAAAUCAACUACCAAAUUGGCUUCUUUAUAUUUAUUCUUUUUUUUUUGUCCAAAAAACUAAUCAACUAACAAUUGGCCAAGUUUGUUACACAUAGCUUACAAUGUAUGAAAACCUCUGCAAAUAUUUUCAGCUAAAGAUGAAUCUAGUAACAAAUGGGCUAGUUUUUUGCGCACAAUGUACAAAAAGCAAGACAGUGUACCAACAAAAAAAUGUCAAAAAUUGUGGCAAAAAUUUUGUUGAAAACGAAAUAACGAACAAAUGACCUCGUUUGUGACACACAAGAUUGUAUGAAAACAAAGAUUUUUGUCAAAUUUGUCAUUUUGCUAGUUUGUUACCCACGAGGCAAAAUUUUGGUGAAAAUUUUUUGAGAAAAAUGAAGGAAGUUGCUAUGUUACACAUAACAGUGUACAAAAACUGAGACAGUGUAUGAAAACCAAGACGACUGGUCGUUGGAAAACUGAGGUUUGACUGUACGUAAUUUUCCCAAGGUAAGUCUGGUUUCCAUGAAGCAGUUCAGAGGGGGGUGGUACGGUUUUGGUCAGCUUACAUUUCCACUGUGAUGGAGCUAGCCGCGCUAGCCGCGCUAGCCGCGCUAGCCGCGCUAGCCGCGCUAGCCGCGCUAGCCGCGCUAGCCGCGCUAGCCGCGCUAGCCGCGCUAGCCGCGCUAGCCGCGCUAGCCGCGCUAGCCGCGCUAGCCGCGCUAGCCAGCUGCGUUUAUAACCUCAUCUAGUUAAAAAAGUAAAUGCGACAAAGUGGUGCUGUGCUGCUUGAUGGAACCAAGGCUUUCCUUUGCUAAUAUGCCGCCCUCUACUGGCCCGGAGUGCCCUUUCCAAGUUGUGAUGCUGAAUUGAAGCCACCGCCUAAACAAGCUAAAGCAGCCAAUCCAAAUGAAUGAAGGGACGUGCUAAAGGCUAGCAGAAGUCACUAAAGCAGUCACAAUAGCAGCGUGAACAAAGCAAUCCUCCCAGCGUUCGGCGACUAAAGUAGGUCAUGCUGUGUCACCAUGGCAACCACAGAGAUGCUGUUCUCCGUAUUACGAGUCCCCUUUUAAAAAACUUUUGGGCUAAACCAUGACACGUUGCAGCGUGAAGUCACAACUUCCAGAUGUCCUUUCCGCCUUAUCUGCAAUAAUAUUAGCAUUUGCUGGGAUGUUCGCUCCCAUCGGAGAGGCUAACGUUUAAUUGGCUGGCUGCCGUGUUUUUUCAGGGGCACGGGAACACAAUUUGUCCAAGAGAAAUAAUUGGCCCCGGAGAUCAGCGGUGCUUUUAAUUCACGCUCUCCUGCUCUUGUGCUCGUGCAGCUGCCGCCCCAUUCCCGCUUAUUCCCGCUCUUUGACCAACAGGGAGGCAAGUUUUUUAUGUAAUUCAUCACACAGCAGCAGCAGCGGCUCAAAGGGGAUUUAAUUAGUCGUCAGUGCUGGCUAAGUUUGGGGAAUCUAAUAAGUUCCAUUCCGGAAUCAUCAUGUUAUUGUCUUCUUCUCCGAAUGUGAUUGAUUUUUUUUUUUUUUUUUAAUGUUUUGUUUUGUCUGAAGCAGUGCGGCCUGACGUGAUGCGACACUGUAUCAUCCUCCCUGGUGGACAAAAAAAAACAACUCAACAAAAGGAUGUGGAGCACACAUCUGUUCCAGUCUCUCUACAGGUUGUCAUGGUAACAGUUGCCUUACAGUUGAAUAGCCACCUGUAUACACAUACACACACACACACACACACACACGGAAGCUUGGUAGUAGUCUGAUACCUCACUUUUUUCAGGGUGUGGUGGUACCAAUGUUCAGUGUACGUUCUGUCCAGAGUAUUUCUUAUACUACUGUAGAUAGAAUGUUGCGUAACCGUUCUCAGUUGGAUCGUUUAUUGCACUUGUUGACUUUGUAUCGUCACAACAGGGAGAAAUAAAUAAAGUUUUAUCUUUUC